AUGCAAACCCUCCUGGAAAUUAAUUCUGAAAGUUCUUCAAAUAGUGAAGAAGCAGUGAAUAAAGAAAUUAAUUCUGAUAACAUCGAGAUAAUUGUCUCAACAGUGGUUUGCAGAGGCAUUACAAACAUCCAUCAAAAAACUAAUAAUCUUGAAAGCCAGUAUGAACCUCUUUAUUUAUCUAAAAAUACUAUCAAACAUGAUGAACCCAUUGAAAUGAAAUCACAUCGCAUAAGACUUGCUGAAACAAUCAGAAAGACAGAAGACAAGGAAGAACUAUGA
Molecule: messenger RNA, 279 nt
Organism: Racocetra fulgida
Lineage: Eukaryota; Fungi; Glomeromycota; Glomeromycetes; Diversisporales; Gigasporaceae
Source: the annotation of a GenBank genome assembly